AUGGCGCUGCGCUCGGUAUUUGUUCGUGUGUCAAGGAAAUUGUAUGAUUUUAGAGUCAAUAACGCGAGGACAUUUGUCACAACAGCAUUCCUCUGUCGACGGAAGCCUCCAUUGGGCCCCAUGCCAAAUGAAGACAUUGACGUCCAAAACAUUGAUACGAUUGAAAAAUAUCGUACCUACAACCGUUACUUCAAACAUGCUCAAGUGGCGAACAGCAAGCCGGUCUGGUGGCACACCUAUCGUGGUUAUAUGGAGAAAGAGGAUCCAGAACUUGGCGUUACGCGAGUGGACAUUGGACUACGUCGGUAUCGACUCCCCAGAACUCAUGAAGUGAGGGAGAGGAGUCAAGUGAUGAAGACGAAUAAGAAGAAUGUCGAACUGGAGAGGAGUUGUCGUUUGAGAACAUUUAAGAUUAAUUUAGAUGCGGUGCAGGAAACGUGGGAGAAAAGCAAUGGUCCUUUUCAAAUAAGACGACUGGCAGACCAUUAUGGAAUCUACAGGGAUCUUUUCCCCAUGGCGUUUUUCCUGCCACAGAUCCCUUUGCGUAUCCGCUACGGCGAGGAAACGAGUGCUCAAGUGCAUUAUGGGAAUCCGCUGACACCGACGGAAGCGGCAUCUGCUCCCAGUGUCAGCUUUAAUGCCGACGAGGGCACGCUUUGGACCCUCCUGCUCACUUCCCCAGAUGAACAUCUUCUCGAUAAUGAAGCCGAAUACCUGCACUGGCUUGUUGCGAACAUACCAGACGGAGCGUUGCAGUCCGGGGAAGAACUUUGUCACUAUCUGCCACCUUUUCCCGCAAGAGGAACGGGCUUCCACCGCUACGUUUACAUCCUUUUCCAGCAGGAAGGGCCGAUAAACUUCCAAGAAGAUAGAAGGCCAUCGCCGUGUCACUUGCUGGAACACCGUACUUUCAAAACAGUGGAUUUCUACAGAAAGCAUCAGGAUAGCAUGACACCAGCAGGUCUGGCGUUUUUCCAGUCCCAGUGGGACGAAUCUGUGACGACCACCUUUCACAACACACUCGACAUGGCGGAGCCCGUGUUUGAAUUCAUCCGUCCUCCAGUAUACCAUCCACCACAAGUGAAAUUCCCCCACAGACAACCUCUACGAUACCUGGACCGAUACAGAGAUGGAAAGGAGCAAACCUAUGGCAUAUACUGA
Molecule: messenger RNA, 1161 nt
Organism: Nerophis lumbriciformis (worm pipefish)
Lineage: Eukaryota; Metazoa; Chordata; Actinopteri; Syngnathiformes; Syngnathidae
Source: RefSeq, a predicted model, not a curated record